UUAGCGGCAUUUCAUGCAUGACGGAGUUUAAAGUACGGCGCUAGGACACCAACAUCGCGGUGGUCCUGCAAUGAAGGUAUCGUUGCCCCGUAUGGUUCCAAAGAAGGGAAUCCCCAAUCACGAUGACUUCGUAGUAUAAGAUGGUUGACCGUCCGCGGCCGAUUGGGAUGCUCUCCAAGCCAGAAAGCAUCACAUCCUUCUCAACCACAGCACCACAUCACGACGAACAUCACCAUGUCUCCCCCAGCAAGCCUGCCCGUCCGCCGCCUGGGAGAGUCCGGUCCCGAGGUCCCUGCUCUCGGCGUGGGCCUGAUGGGCCUCAGCGUCUCCUACGGCGCCCCAGGGCCCGAUGAGGAACGCCUUGCCUUUCUUGACCGCGCGUGGGAGCUCGGCGCGACCAGCUGGGACACGGCCGACUGCUACGGCGACAACGAAGAGCUCAUCGGCAAGUGGUUCGCGCUGCACCCGGAGCGCCGCGGCGACAUCUUCCUGGCGACCAAGCUCGCCAUACGCUCCACGGUGGACGACGGCGACCACCGCGUCUGGGUCGACACUUCGCCGGGUUACUGCCGCGAAGCGUGUGAGCUUAGCUUGAAGAAGCUGGGCGUGGAGAGCAUCGACUUGUACUACAUCCACCGCCUGGACGACAAGACCCCGGUCGAGAAGACGAUCGAGGAGAUGGUCAGGCUGAAGAGCGAGGGCAAGAUCAAGCACUUUGGCAUCUCCGAGUGCUCCUCCGCGGCCCUCCGCCGGGCCCACGCCGUACACCCCAUCGCGGCCGUCCAGGUCGAGUACAACCCGUGGUCCCUCGAGAUCGAGGGCGCCGCCGGCACGGACCUCUUGCGGACCUGCCGCGAGCUCGGGGUCGCCGUCUUUGCGCACUCGCCGCUCGGCCGCGGCAUCAUGACGGGGCGGUUCAAGUCGGUCGACGACUUCGACGCGUCCGACUACCGCCGGACCUUGCCGCGGUUCGCAGGCGACAACUUCCGCAGGAACAUGGAGCUCGUGGACCAGUUCGCCGCCAUCGCCAGGGACAGGCACGGGUGCUCGGCGGGGCAGCUGACGCUGGCCUGGCUUCUGGCGCAGGGCGACGACGUGAUCCCGAUCCCGGGAACGAAGAGGGCCGAGUACCUGGAGGAGAACCUUGGGGCGUUGAAGGUCGAGCUGGGGAAGGAGGGGGAGGAGGAGUUGAGGGCGCUGGUCGAGCAGGCGGACGUGCAGGGCGAUAGAGGCGUGGUGUACGGGAACUACACCGAUUCGCUGGCGUUGAAGGUGUCGGGCUGAAGGAGAUGGCUGUUGGGAAUACAUACUCUACAUACCAGGACUGGUGGUUGGGCGCAGGAGGGGAAGCUCGGAACGGCGCUGCCGAACCCCGGCCUUGGUUUCCGAGGUCCCGGGGCCCGCGGGCGGGGGCUUUGGAGAAUUGUAUCUAUCUGAUUUGCCUAAAUAUUGCACGGGGAUGCGGGGGUUGUGUAGCAAUCAGAUUUCCUAGUCCAGGAAAGUCUCCUCGGCCAAGAGGGCCGAUACUCGGAGAUCGGAGUGGGGCCCCGCCGCGAUAAGCUGCCGGAACGUGUGCGGAGACAGGCUGGGUGCUGUGGACAAU
This is a messenger RNA of Colletotrichum navitas, 1603 nucleotides long. Its product is annotated as aldo/keto reductase. Lineage: Eukaryota; Fungi; Ascomycota; Sordariomycetes; Glomerellales; Glomerellaceae. The transcript is spliced from 3 exons. The record is from RefSeq and is a predicted model, not a curated record. Bases 235 to 1284 code for a protein of 349 amino acids. Gene Ontology annotation, cellular component: cytoplasm.